GUUGAGCACCCGGAGCUCAUGGUCGUCCCUGCUACAACACAUGCAGACCCAUGGACUGAAAAAUCUGAAAAAGUGGACUAAGAAGAACAUCUCCUUACCACCUGUGGGAAUCUGAUCACAUGUUUAUGUUUUAAUGUGUACAGCUUUGUUCAGACUGAUCAGUUUUUGAACCACGAUGAAGACUCUGCUACACACACUAGUCAUUCUGUUGACUUUGGUCGCCUCUUGUUACUGUGGACAGAAAGCACCGCGUAUCAUUACCUUAUUAGAAACAGUGGACAUCCUAGUGGAUCAUAACGCCACCUUCAUCUGUGAGAUCGACUCGUAUCCCCCUGCUGCCGUCACCUGGACCAAGAAUGACCAUCCCAUUAUGUACUAUGACACCCGGUAUCUCACUAAGGAGCAGGGACAAAUGCUCAUCAUCCCUCAUGUGAGGGAGUCAGACAAUGGAGAGUACUGCUGCCUUGCCAGCAAUGGUGUUGGAGAGCCUGCAAAAAGCUGCGGAGCACUUCAACUAAAGAUGAAGCCACAGAUCAAAAGACAUCCCGCUAAUCUGACCCUUCUGAUCGAAUCCAAAGCAGUGCUACCAUGUGUUACCCUCGGCAACCCCAAACCAGAUAUCACCUGGCUCAAAGACGAUGAACUGAUUAAGGUCAAUGAUCGCGUCACCAUCCUUGACUAUGGGGCGCUGAAAAUCCACAACAUUCAGAAGCAGGAUGCAGGACAUUACCGCUGCGUGGCCAGAAACAGCUUUGGUUUAGCUUUUUCCAAACCUGUCACUAUAGAAGUUCAAGCUCCAGCACGAAUCCUGAGGGUACCAAAGGAGAAGAGAGUACCUUAUGGUAGCCAGAUAUCACUGGAGUGUAACGCCACAGGAAAUCCAACCCCCACCGUCACAUGGCUAGAAAAUGGGAAUACUAUCUCAGGUGCAUCAGUGGAAGAGACGUUGGUGGGAGAGGUGAUACUGUCUGUCCUUAAAGUGACGGUGAAUAAACCAGCUCUGUACACCUGUCUGGCCGCCAACAGACACAACGCUGGGGCCAACACAGUCAAAGCAACCGCCAGGGUCACUGUCGCAGAGUGGAGACACAAACAGAGAGAGAGAGAGAGAGGGAGUUACAAAGGCAUUUCAGGCUACUGCAGUGCAUAUCGCGGAGAUGUUUGCCGCACAAUUCUGCAAGAUGAUCUGCUGGUGUUCUUUAACUCGUCCCUCCCGGACCCCGAGGACAUGCAGGAGUACCUGGUCCAGAGCUGGUGGGCGGAGCUGGAAGACCUCAGUGGGCCGUGCAGCCCUGCCGUGCGCUCCCUGCUGUGUCACUCCUCCUUUCCCGACUGCAACCCAUCCGGGUUAGGACCUGCACCUAAACCCGUCUGCAGAGAACACUGCAUGGCCGUAAAAGAGCUGUACUGCCAUAAGGAAUGGUUGGUACUAGAAAACAGUGUUGCAGUCCAGCGUGGGCUCCUUGGUUCAGUUAUGGGGUCCCACACUUCCAGUUCAUUGCUGCCCAACUGUCAGGUUUUACCAAGUCUUCACACAGACCCUGAUGCCUGUACACACAUUCCUUUUGUAGAUAUCAAGAAGGAUGAGAUUACAACAACAUGUUACAAAGACAGAGGUCGCUUUUACCAAGGCCCUGAGAACGUCACGAGGUCUGCAAUCGACUGUCAACCAUGGGACCAGCAGGUUCCCCACCAGCACCGCCUGUCUGUGGACGUCAUUCCAGAGUUGAAGAACUCUCACAACCACUGUAGGAACCCCGGAGGAAUCAAGGACAAGCCUUGGUGUUACACUUCCAGGCCUUACAUACGCUGGGAAUAUUGUGCUGUACCUGAAUGUGGAAAAACAGUCACAGCGCCAGUGAAAAAACCAGAGUUGAACUGGAAGACUCCUCAUCUUCCUCCUACGACAACUGUGUCGUCUCCAGCUUACUCCAUGUCGGUCAUCGUUAUCAUCUUGACCUCACUUGCAACCGCAGUCUUCCUCACCAUCGUAGUCGUGAGCUGCCGCAGGCGGAUGAGGCAGUUGAGAAACCACACGAGAAGAGAGUUUGAGGCCCCAACACUGAGCGCUCUUCCGUCAGAGCUCCUGUUGGACAGACUCCAUCCAAACCCCAUGUACCAGCGAGUUCCCCUGCUGCUGAACACCAAACUCUUGGCCCUGGAGUACCCCCGAAAUAAUAUCCAAUAUGUCAGAGAUAUUGGGGAGGGAGCUUUCGGACGAGUUUUCCAAGCCAGAGCUCCAAACCUGCUGCCCUGUGAGUCUUUCACAAUGGUGGCUGUGAAGAUGCUGAAGGAGGAGGCAUCAGCUGACAUGCAGAACGACUUCCAGAGAGAGGCGGCACUCAUGGCUGAGUUCGACCAUCCAAACAUUGUCCGACUACUAGGUGUGUGCGCUGUGGGUAAACCAAUGUGUCUGAUGUUUGAGUACAUGGCCAAUGGAGACCUCAACGAGUUCCUGCGUCGAAGAUCUUCAACCGAGCUGGCACACACACUCAGCCGCGCCAGCACAUCAGGUCGCAGUUUCUCCUCCAAUCUGGAGGUGGAGCCUCUUUCAUGCGUGGAACAGUUAUCGGUUUCCAAGCAAAUUGCCGGAGGAAUGGCGUACCUAUCAGAGCGCAAGUUCGUCCACCGAGACCUGGCAACCCGAAACUGCCUAGUUGGAGAGGAAAUGAUAGUGAAGAUUGCAGAUUUUGGCCUGUCCAGAAAUAUAUACUCAGCUGAUUACUACAAAGCCAAUGAGAAUGACGCCAUCCCCAUUCGCUGGAUGCCUCCAGAGUCCAUUUUCUACAAUCGCUACACUACAGAAUCAGAUGUGUGGGCCUACGGGGUCGUGUUAUGGGAGAUUUUUUCCCAUGGGAUGCAGCCAUAUUAUGGUAUGGGUCAUGAAGAGGUGAUUUACUAUGUGAGGGACGGUCACAUCCUUGGCUGUCCUGAGAACUGUCCUCUGGAGCUGUACAAUCUGAUGAGGCUUUGCUGGAGCACACACCCACCUGACAGGCCGAGCUUCAGCAGUAUACAUCGGAUACUGGAGCGUAUGCAUCAGCACACAAUCCACGCAAACACAGAUACUGAGGCCCACCACUGAUCUUUACUGAAAUGCUUUAAACAUGAUGCCAGAAAACCUACUUUAAAUGAACCAAGACUGUUCUCAACCAUGUCUUCAGCACUCAGAUUAUGCAGUCAUUUUUUCCCACACCCAAACUUUUAUUGUAUUAAUAAGUGUCAAACUAUUAGUUGUUUUUGUUCAUUUUUAUUUACAUAUAUCCCAUAUUUUAGUAAUUUGUGUUGUGUGCAACUUUUAAUUAAAUUCAGGAGCUUUCAUGAGACAAGUUAAAACAUCAAAAGUACCUAAACAUGAUCCUGCCCUCAGAUCCAUGAACUUUAAGGCCAAGGAUAGCAGACACCUAAAGACAAAGAAAACAGUGUAAAUAAAUAAUUGUAUUGAUAAUGGACAUGCCUGCUUGACUCAUACAUAUACAAAACUGGCUUGACUUCAGGUUGAUGCCACAGUGCAUUUUAUAUCUCAGGACUUUCUAGUAGACUUUAUCAGACACCGCAGUAGCAUUACAGCGCUGUGCGAGAAUGACAUCCCCGCCAUCGUUACCGGCUAUGAUCAAACUGAAACCAAUCAUACAACAGCUCAAAUAUGAUGCCAGUUUAUAUGAAAUGUUAACAAGAAUUAGCACGGUGAACUAACUCUAUCUCCAGGACAGAUUGAUGAGGUGAUGAUGAUGAUACGACACUUGGCAACAAGCCUAUUACAGCACUGUAAAUGUACUUUUGUAAAUGUUAAUCCUGAUGAUGACGCUUGCUUCCUGUCACUUCCUGUCCCCUACAACUCGCUUGUUAUGGCAGCUCAAGGAUGACACAUACAACUUCAACUUUGUUACCCAUUGGCAGAGUUUGGUUACAUUAAAUCUACAUUAAAUCUCAAAACAGCAUCGCCAGUGUUCAUACUACAUAUACAUUAGCAUUGGACUGACCAAUACUAAACAUUCAUAAUGUGACCGGGCUGGUCUAAAAGGUCUUAACUUUCACAAUAUUGGGCCGUCCCGCUUGGGGCCCCUUUCAGACAAACAGAUACUUCAGUUUCAAACAGACCUCGGGCCUCUUAGUAAGAGUUAAGUGGGCUCGUACACAUAGAAAAUAGAGUGGAGACGUGCUUUUGGUAUAUAAACAAGAAGAUAAAUAAAUAAAAGGUCACACCCAACAAUAAUAUAACAGAAAAACAAUUGCUGGAUCCUGGUGCCUAGCGCGAGGUAAUGGCUGCUACCAGCAGAAUACUGCUCAAUGUAAAAACAACCUGUGACUGUCUGGGGAGGGAACCAAAACACACGACCAACACACCACCUGUGCUCCAGCCCAUCGGUGCUUACCCCCAGUGACCCAACACACCGAGGCAAGGAAGUUCACCUUACCACUACAAAUACAAAUGCUGCCUCCCCAAUACAGACCCCAAUGCCCGCAACACAAUUUUAAACGAAACGGCCUCACUCAUUCUGUUAAGCAGAAAAGAAAAUGAAGGGAUCCAAUGUUGCGAAAGAAUAAAUACAGAUUUAGUACAGCAACCACUAAGUGGGGCAGUCACUACCCUCCCCCAGCACAGCUACAAGGAGUCCAGAAUAGACCAAUAAAAUAAAAGAGAUGUUAAUAAACUAGAAAACACAAAAGCAAAACCGGAAAGAAAAAGUGGUCAAAACAAACUAGACCCGAAGCAGACAGCAGAACAAAUAAGGAACAAACUUUGUGACACUCAGGCCUGCUGGUCUCUACCCUAAGAAGACAAAAUAAAUGCAGCCAAAGCAGCAGUAGCAACUCUUUUGACAAAGAUUAAAAUCAGACAUAUAAUUAGAAAUUUAACAAUACUCCAUCAAUUUAUUUUACCCCAAGGAGGCCAAGACUCACAGCACGUCAAACGCAAAACCAAUAAUAUAAGAAGAACAAAACAAAUGCUUAAAACAAAGUUCAACAUCAAAUGAUACUAAAAUACAAAGAGCUUCUUGGCCCAAAAUGGAGACGCUGUACCUCCCACCCAUGUUUGCACCAGAAUCAAUCUCCGUCUACUGCAGAGCUUUUACAUGCUUUAGUGGCUAAGAGUUAGCGGUAUAGGAAGCAGUAUCACUCAGGCUGACCGGUCACAAUAAGACACUAAAGCGAACAACUCAUCUGUCCAGGGGAAGAAAAAUAAGCUCUGAGUACAACUGUGUUUCCCGAUUUUAAGUCGUUUGGGUGUUUAGAAAUACUUUGAUGUGGUGCAAUUAUUUUUUUGGUUUGUGGAAAAGAAUAUAAAAAGGCUCUCUGAUUAGUCAAGGUCUCCUAUGAAUGUCAAAAUGUUUUACAGCCUCAUUGCCCUUGAUUGCCCUCUGAGAAUGCAUCAAUUGCAAUACGAUGAAAGAUAAUCAGAAUACAACACAAACUGGCUGGAAUGACACUACCCCACCACAUUUUCAUAACAGUUCUGCUUAAAUCUUAUGUUUCAUCAGUUGCAUGUUGAGUUGGCAGUUUUCUCCCUAAGUUUGAACUUGAAAAUGCCACCUAGAAAGCUGAUCAAUCUGGGUGUCAUCUUGGCUGCUUUGAUAACUGAUGCUCAGUCGUGGCAAGCGUGACCCAAACACCCAAAACAGAAUAUAGAUUUGGGUCAUGACAAAUGGACACGUAGUUGAGUUUAGGCAUGGACACAUUGUGAGUCAACAAAGUCAGUCAAGGUCGAGGAAAACUACUUUUUAUAUUUAUUUUGAUAUCUUGGCAAAGAAAAUCUGGUCUUGUUGACUUUGGUUCAGAGAGAAGUGAUGUGUGGAAAGCACUCAUAAUAUAUUUAUAAAGACAUUUUACAAACCUUGAUAUUUCAUCUCACUUUUAGCCAAUUUCAGUGUGGCACACAGUCACUUUAAAUGAGCUGUUGAUUGUUUUAUACACAAGUCGCUAUUCCACUUUCAGGGCAUUCUUGUUUUAUUUUUCUUUCUUUUUCCUUCAUGAUGUUGGUGAUCUUUGUCGUUGAUUUCUAUUGAUUUCACAUAAUUAAAUAAUAGCAGGGAUAUGAUUUAAUGUUAAUUCAUUCUUUCAACCCACCAGAGACACAAUAUUUGUUUAAUGAUAAUUAAUACGAGUCUCAUCAUUGAUCCAUUCCUGUGGUUUUAGGCGAAAAAGAAAUGUGCAAAUAUAUUACGUUUUUAAUUAGUUCUUACAAAGACAGAAAACUAUCUCUUCAACAAAUGUGUGUUGCAUUAUGGGGACAUCAUUAAGAUCAAAGAAAUAUUGAAAUAUAUAAGAUAAAAGACUGUUUUGAGUUGUCAUAUGUCUCACAUUUAUUUCUAAAUGUGAUGUUUUUCAACUUAUUUUUUUCAUUUGUUACAACAAAUAUUUAUUUUGUAACCAUUAC
Cololabis saira (Pacific saury) is the source of this 6379-nucleotide messenger RNA. It is a transcript of the gene musk, whose product is annotated as muscle, skeletal, receptor tyrosine kinase. Gene Ontology annotation, biological process: protein phosphorylation; multicellular organism development; positive regulation of kinase activity. The transcript is spliced from 18 exons. The record is from RefSeq and is a predicted model, not a curated record. NCBI's taxonomy places the organism in Eukaryota, Metazoa, Chordata, Actinopteri, Beloniformes, Belonidae. The coding region runs from base 176 to 3085 and encodes 969 amino acids. Gene Ontology annotation, cellular component: signaling receptor complex. Gene Ontology annotation, molecular function: transmembrane receptor protein tyrosine kinase activity; ATP binding; protein binding.